AUGGCUCAAUUGUCACUCCCCAAGCAACUGGCCAACUUUACCAGUUCCACGACUGGCCUGGACUUGGGCCUCCGCCUGCUCCAUGCAUUGACCCUUAUCGGAACCGGGAUUGAGCUCGAUAGCGCUACUAUCAUGAGAUGUUCAGUUGCAGCAGAACAGAUAGGACUAGGGAGGCGGUAUCUUCGCUUCUUCGAUUUCCUCGGUUGUUUCCAAAAUGUUCAAGACAUUUUGGCUACAGGAAAUUCCAUGAGAACGAGGAAGCAAAUUCUAGAUAUGGCCGAAUCCAGCGCUUUGGGAAUGUAUCUGGUUUUGGAGGGAACGACCAUGCUGCAUGACAUGAAUAUCUACUCAGUUUCGUGGUACACGCCAGUUCUACUUGAAGCGUACAAGUUCUGGUUCUAUGCCAUUUGUAUAGCAAUUGCUAGAACUAUGUUGGAUCUUCUCCUUGAACCAGUGACAUCCGUAUAUCACAAUAGCUCUGGGGAUGCCAACGAAAAAAAGGGGGGCAAAUCCGGCAAUCCCUCUCCCUCGGAACCUGUCCCAUCGACUGUAUCUCUCUUGAACCAGCUUGUGAUUGACAGUUUGAACUUGACAAUCCCCGGGUCUUUAUUGGGAUGGAUCCCUGUGAGUGACAUGGGCGUUGCUAUCGCGAUGCUGAUUACCACUAUACUUGUGUGGCCAGCUGUCUGGGGGAAAACGCAGAAGUAG
Messenger RNA from Talaromyces rugulosus, 708 nucleotides. RefSeq lists its product as uncharacterized. The coding region runs from base 1 to 708 and encodes 235 amino acids. Lineage: Eukaryota; Fungi; Ascomycota; Eurotiomycetes; Eurotiales; Trichocomaceae. The record is from RefSeq and is a predicted model, not a curated record. The transcript has 3 exons. Gene Ontology annotation, cellular component: peroxisomal membrane. Gene Ontology annotation, biological process: peroxisome fission.